This is a messenger RNA of Girardinichthys multiradiatus, 3147 nucleotides long. It is a transcript of the gene themis2, whose product is annotated as thymocyte selection associated family member 2. NCBI's taxonomy places the organism in Eukaryota, Metazoa, Chordata, Actinopteri, Cyprinodontiformes, Goodeidae. Bases 122 to 2239 code for a protein of 705 amino acids. Gene Ontology annotation, biological process: T cell receptor signaling pathway. The record is from RefSeq and is a predicted model, not a curated record. The transcript is spliced from 7 exons.
UUAUGCUGUAGGCCAUGUCACAGAGACAGGAGCAUGCUCUCCGUAUUGUAGUCUCUCCUUGCAGCUUAAGGAAGUGAGGCUGCUGACUUUUCCUUGCAAGUGUUAGACUCAGCGAACAGUGAUGGCAGGCACCAUUGCUUUGCCUCUUCAAGAAUUCAUCGGCUCACUGGACAACACCAGUUUGCCAAAACUUUUGCAAGUUUGCUCUGGAGUGUAUUUCCAAGGUUCCGUAUAUGAACUUUCUGGAAGUGAAGUGUGCUUUUCUACUGGGGAUCUAGUAAAGGUCAUUGGCAUUGAACUGCAGUCUGUUUCCUGUGAAGAUAUCAUUAGCAAUGAGACGUUUGAGUUACCUAUCACUCACACAGGACUGUUCAAAGUGGUCCCCGAGCAGAAGCCAUACUCUUCAGUUGAGGAGAUGUUGAGCAUGAGGCCCGUUGGCCUGAAUGACUCUCUUCCUUUUACCUUCACCAGCAACUCCAAGAUGACCUUUGGCAGUCUCAUACUGGGGGCCGGCAAAGCUCUGACCGUGCUCUCCAUCGAGAGGCAUAAGGGAGAAGAGGAUAAGGUGCGUUGCCACGUAAGAGGACAAACAGAGGCCUCAGCCGAAGUGUGCAUUCCUCUGUCUUGUCACGGGGAGUUUUACGAAUGUGAGAGCGAGGAUUGUUACACUCUGAAGGAGAUCAUGUCUUCACCUCGCCUGCGCACACGAAGGUUUCGCUUUGUUAAGACCACCAAGUGUGACCGGGUCCUCAUCUUUAGUCCAAUCCACCAGGUCCAGGCCAUCAUGAACUUGAGGAAGAACAUACUUAGGUUUCCGUCCAGCCUGGAGGUGGAUGUGGUUGAUGUCACUGAUGUGUGUAAAGACGUACAUUUUGUGACACCUCUAAGUCUGACAGAGGUCCUGUCUCUUCCGGACGAAUCGUUCCCUGUGGUGGCAGAGAUAUUAGAGGAGCCGGAGAGCCGCUCUUUUUUCAAGUGCGCCUGGCUGCCAGGGCUGAUCAAGAGCACCAACCUGGUUAUGCACAAGAAAGGAACUACUGCCAUGGUCCUGAUGUCCAGCCUGAAGGGCCGAAAGAAUCAGCAGUACUUCCUUGUGUCCCAGCAGUACGGUGGACGGUUUCGAAGGCGGCCGAGAGAAUUCAACUCGGUGUACGAGGUGUAUGUUGCUUCAACGCAGACACACGGCCUGACGGUGAGCGUGACAAGAAACUGUGAGGAAGUUGAGGAGGAGGGUCUGCCAGGCCUCAGCAUUGGGGAGAAGCUAGAGAUUGUGGACUGCACUAGAAUGGAGUUGCCUUGUGAAAACAAUAAAGGGCAGAGGCAGUCUGUCGAGGCUCUUUUGUGUCAUCGUCUCCAAGAGCCAGACGAUGAUGAGGAGGAAGAAGAGGAAGAGGAUGAAGAAAGGGAUAAACGGGAAGAGGAAAAAGAGGAGGUCUUCCUGCCUCUGUACAUGCAGGGUCACUUUGUAGAGGUUCUUGGUGAAAACAAAAAGUAUAAACUCAGUGACUUGGGUAAGGAGUUCCGUUUGCCACUGGAUGUCAAAGUAGUGAGUCGAGAUACUGAACUAGAGACUGACCCCCUAGUUGGGUUUUCUUGUCUAAGAAUAGAGGGGGCAAUACUGGAGCCCAGCAUCCAGGCAAGCUUUCCAGACAGACCCGACCAUUGUUUUCUGCUUCUACCCCAGUGGCUCUCUUUGUCCGUCUCUUUCACCACGGAGCCCCUUCCGUGGUCUCAGGACAAGUGUCCUAAGUGUUUCACAGAAAGGGUUAGUGAGGUGACAGACACGUUCUUUUAUGAAUAUCGCAAAAAGGAUAACUCAGAUGAGGCUCCUCCCCCCCGACCGCCAAAGCGAGAUAUGUCAUCAUCAAACUUAGUCAAAAAAACAUCAAAAUCCACAAAGAAACCCUCCAAGGCAAAGAGAAGCAAAGACAAAGGUGUCCCGACAGACAAGCUCAACACUUUAACUUUGAAUAAUAAGAAAAGGCCCCCAGCUCCACCGCCUCCCGAGAGCUUAAAUGAAGAACCUCCUCCUCCUCCAGUUUUACCACGAAAGUACUCGACAGAAGAACCAACUAGCAAGGCCCUGCCAAAUACUUAUGUAAAGAUAAACACAUCGUCAAAAAACGAGCUCCUGUGUGGCGUGGCUGCAGACGUGGAUAGUGAUCAUGACUAUGAAACGAUGGAUGAGUCUUUAGUAGCUAUGGUAAAGACAGCAGAAGAAAGCGUGAUGUUCUAUUAAAAAGAAAGUGCUGUUUAGCAAACAAUAAUGUGAGCUGGAUAUCAUGUGGGCAGGAAGUUUUGAAUCACUGAUACAUGGGGGAGCAAAGGCUGGCACAAGUAGUUCAGUCUAACAGACAAGCUACUGUAGCUCAAACUGCUAUGGAAGACAAUGCUGGUUCGGACAGAAAGGUGAUUAUUGAUGGCAGCUGGAUUUUAUUUGGGCCCUUCAGAGUAAAGGGGUCCGAAUGCCAGUGCAGGCAACGCUUUUCACAUUUCUGCAAGCAUUGCAUAGGGUAAAUACAAACUGCAUUAGCCAUUGUAAGCCAAACUGUGGUGUAAAGCUAAUAAGCACAAGCAGCUAUAAUCAUGAGUUGUUGGAGCACAUUGUUCUUUGCUUCAUUUGAAAACUAAUUAAAAGGCAGCAGCUGUGCAAAAUAUUUUAAGAACCACUAUUAGAAAUUGAAGAGAAUGAAGCAGGAACAAGUUCUGGUGGCUGCUUGGCCUGCUUUCCUUUUAACUUCACAGCGGUGAAUCUGGAAGACAUGUUUACUAACUUCUGUGCUCAGUGACCAGCCAACUGCUGUGAACAAUACAAAGCAAUAAUACUGUUUUGUCUGCAUGUUUUUUAAUACACUGUAGCAACAUGUCCUCUAAUAGAAGUUGUAUAGUGCCAUGAAUGGUGAGUGAAUUGUUGAGAUGAAGGCAGCCUGAAGUACAAAUAAAGUAGAUAUAUUCUAAACAUGUGGCGUCCAUUUUGGACUUUGACAUCUGGGUUGGUGAGAAAUAAACUAUACAAACUAGGAUGUCUGACUUGAGAUGACCUUUUCUAUUCAUUUUCACAACCUCACAUUUGGAAAAUCUGUCUUUUAAGUUCAAAUAAAAUUCACAGUUAACCCACAUCCUGCAAGCCUGCCCCCCCCCCCCCCC